This is a messenger RNA of Bombyx mori (domestic silkworm), 1988 nucleotides long. RefSeq names its product nose resistant to fluoxetine protein 6. The record is from RefSeq and is a predicted model, not a curated record. The transcript is spliced from 12 exons. Gene Ontology annotation, molecular function: acyltransferase activity, transferring groups other than amino-acyl groups. NCBI's taxonomy places the organism in Eukaryota, Metazoa, Arthropoda, Insecta, Lepidoptera, Bombycidae. The coding region runs from base 8 to 1828 and encodes 606 amino acids.
AGUAACAAUGUACAAAUCGAUAUACGCGGUUCUGUUUCUAUUCGUUAGCGGAAAAGCGAGGGAACUUACAGAUGCGGAAAAAUCGAGACUUCCUCGUAUGUAUGAGCUUGACGAAUACAAAUCAUGUUUGGCCGAAGUAGAUGGGCUAUACUGCUUUGGGACGAUCCACCUGACGCCAACAGAGCGACCGCAUGACAUCUACGAACUUAUGGAGGAACACUCGUCGAAUCCGUAUUACUUUAAUCGGACGUUGAUCCGACGAGGCUGGUGCCUGAGCGCCCGCGACGCAGAAAAAAGCAACGCGGCAAAUAUUUUCGAAAACCGCGCCAAAAACUGGGCGAAGACGCUUCGUAUGAACGCGAAGUUACAUCGCUUACAACACUGCAGAACGUACCACGAAACGAAAGACGAUGAAGACGCGAUCGAACCAGAACAAAAACUGUUCGUUAAAAUUCUUCUCGCGAUAUUAGCUAUGAAUAUUGUCGGGACAGUUUACGACCACGCGACCAGAGAUAGUUCUCGAAGAAACAAACUGUUACUGGCCUGGUCAAUGUCCGCUAACUGGAACAAACUAACCGCUAUACGUACGACGGGCGACCCUCGCCUUCCAACUUUUGAGGCCGUGCAAGGAUUUAGAAUAUUAUGCCUCUUGUUCGUGUUUUACGCGCACGUACUUGUCUUACAUUAUUUGUUCUUUGUGGCCAACCCAGAGGCUUUAGAGCAGUUGACAGUAAGCACAAAAGGAAUUAUACUUUCAAACGGCUCGAAUUUGGUUCACAUGUUCUUAAUAUUGACCAGCUACAUGACCACUUAUAACUUGCUCCUGUAUUCGGAGAAGAAGCCUUUGGAACUCCGAAUGCUACCGCUCUGUAUCUACAAAAGAAUAAUACGAAUCACUCCGGUUUAUGCGUUGGUUAUGGGUUACGGAGCGACCUGGUACGCACGCACAAGAACCGGACCGAUGACGGACUAUGCGAUCAAAGGCUACAGCGCGACAUGCGUGAAAAAAUUCUGGACCCACAUUUUCUAUUUAAAUAAUGUUAUAAACAAAGAGGAGACAUGCUUAAUGCCGUCUUGGUACUUGGCCGUUGACAUGCAUCUAUACAUCUUGACCUGUCUACUGACACUCCUGCUGUGGCGCUACCGUCAAGCCAAACGCCUCUACACCCACUUGUUCUUUGGGUUUUUAUUCGUGAACUUCUUGGUGUGCUACAUAUACGAAUAUAAACCAUUGGUAUUUUUGAGUAAGGCUGAAGCGAUAAGUACGUUGUUCGAGAAACUACCGUCAUUUUGGCAUUAUUACAUUUCGACGUGGGGCGCCCUGCCUAGCUGCUUCGCGGGACUGUACUUCGGUCAUCUACAGUACGACUUGCUGAAAAAGGACAAUACUAUAUUCACGAACAAGGCGCUGGUAUACUUGCAUAACAUCAGUUUCCCGCUAACAAUCUUGUGGGCAGCCGUCACUGGAACAUAUACACACAGUAUCAGCUCGCGUCUUUCGAUCACUGUCUUCAUGGUCGUCGAUAAAAUUGUAUUCAUUUUUCUUAGCUCCAUACUUGUUUUGGGACUCAUCAAUAUUGACGGUCCGCAAAGACGGUUCUUCGCAUGGAGCGGAUGGCAGGCCCUUGGAAGAAUGUCACUCUGCGUGAUGCUGUGCCAUUGGUGCGUCGGAUGUAUUAUAGCCGCGAAGCCAUACGUAUAUGAGAUAUCCGAUAUCGAGAUGACGGUCGAUUGGAUAGCAACCGUCGUAUUGUCGUACGCCAUAGCAUUACCCGUUACGGUACUGGUUGAGUACCCAUUCCAGAAAUUUUUUGAGACUAUAAUUUGAACAACGGUCAAAUAUGUAUUAAAAUAUUCAAUCUAUACAUUUGUUGUUCGCGACGAGGUUUCUGUCGAGUGCUACAUCGUCAGACGGAUUUUUGUUUUUUUUUUAUUGUUUUUACAAUUAUUAUUUUUCGGGUAAUUUUUUAUUACAGUUAAAAAAUAUA